Molecule: messenger RNA, 606 nt
Organism: Cladophialophora carrionii CBS 160.54
Lineage: Eukaryota; Fungi; Ascomycota; Eurotiomycetes; Chaetothyriales; Herpotrichiellaceae
Exons: 2
Coding region: 1-606 (201 amino acids)
Source: RefSeq, a predicted model, not a curated record
AUGAUAUCCCUUCCGGAUGAAUCGAGCCGUGAAGUAUACCCAGGGGAGGGAGGACGUCUAGGUAUGCCUGGCCCAGACGUUGUGCUUCCUGACCGAACUUCAAGGUUUGAUUCGUCCUGGUCGUCUCCCCGCACCGACAUUUCUCGCUUUUCGAGCAACGGAAGCGUGGACAACAGCAUCGGAGCGAGCGGCCACUUCGGCGGCCAUCCGGCGGCCAGCAUCUAUAUCAAUGGAAUGGGACAUCAGUUUGGACCUUCGGAGGAGGAAGAUGACGACAAUCCCCGGUGGGCUGAUUUCAUCAGCUCCGGAAACAGCCUCGACCAUAUGUCUUUCGACCAGGACUCCUCGGGCAUGGUCAUUCCCGGGCUGCUUGACGACUCCACGCUUGCGGCUCGUGGCUCGGGCAUCGGCAUUGGAAUCGACGAACGAUCUAUCUUGAGCAGCGAGUACGAGAGCUCAUUCCCCCAACCGAGCGCCAAUUCGAGUCAAGUCCUCACCGGCGUUGGUACCGUGUUUGCGAAUCACUUCCUUGUCCGACCACUUCGGCUCACACCAGAGUGUCGACACAGUGUCGACCGUCCAAUCUGCGCACGAUACAUGCACUAG